AUAAACAUGGGCCUUCCUGACGGGCAGACAUUGCAGCUGGACACCAUGACUGUGGAACUGUUCCUCGACCUUCAUUCGCAGCCUUGCCGAGCGGUCUACCUCUUUGCCAAGAAGGCCGACAUUCCUUUUGAAUAUAAGAAGGUGGAUUUGACGUCAGGUCAGCAGUAUGGAGAAGAGUUUGGCCAGAUCAGCAUGGUGCGCAAGGUUCCUGUGCUGAAGGAUGGAGACUUCAUCCUCACUGAGAGCAUAGCCAUCCUGAUGUAUCUGGCGGACAAGUUCAGCACUGCUGACCACUGGUACCCCGCGGAGCCGCAGAAGAGAGCUCGGGUGAACGAGUACCUGUCCUGGCAGCACAAGGCCAUACGGGAGAGCGGCUCAAAGAUCUUCUGGUUCAGGGCGAUGGUGCCCCUCCUCACAGGAGCCCCUGUGGACCAGGAGAAGAUGGACUCAGUGGUGGAGGACCUGACCAGCUCGCUGACCAUAUUUGAAGACAAGUUCCUCCAGAAGAGGCCCUUCAUCACAGGGCAGGAGAUUUCCCUGGCUGACCUGGUUGCUAUCGUGGAACUGAUGCAGCCGGUUGGCACAGGCUUUGACGUGUUUGAGGGGCGCCCCCUGCUGUCUGAGUGGAGAGACAGGGUGAAGAAGGAGCUCGGGGAGUCUCUGUUCGACGAGGCCCAUCACACCCUCAUGAACGCCCACACCCUGCCCCAGGUCCUGAAAGACAGCGGCAUGCUGGAGCUCCUCAAGUCCAGGUGGAAGAAGAUCUUAAACUGACCAAGAGGCCCAUGUCUCUGGCACUGUUGUGUGUUACAGAAAUGCUAGUAUUUCCAGUCAUUUUUUCUGUUGCCAAUUCUGGUAUUCUGUUUUUUUUACUGUUAAGUUGUAAAAGUAGAUUCAUAAGAUAACCAAAUGACAUACAAUACUUAUAUGUACGUAUAUGUAUGCUAUUGUUCACAAGCAUAAUUAAUGGGAAAACUAUUGUGAGGACAAACCAUUUAAAUAGUAUUUCACAAUUUACAACACAAUCUUUGCCAUUUUAUUGUUUGGUUGUAGAGAGUUAUUUUUGUACAUCUGUAAAUUGUACACAGCAGGUGUAUUUACAGGUAAGCUGUGUUUGACUGAUGCUCUCUGAGUUGAAAAUAAAUGUCAAAGUGAGAAACUC
Messenger RNA from Sardina pilchardus (European sardine), 1162 nucleotides. RefSeq names its product glutathione S-transferase theta 1a (gene gstt1a). The coding region runs from base 7 to 774 and encodes 255 amino acids. The transcript is spliced from 5 exons. Gene Ontology annotation, biological process: glutathione metabolic process. The record is from RefSeq and is a predicted model, not a curated record. Gene Ontology annotation, cellular component: cytoplasm. NCBI's taxonomy places the organism in Eukaryota, Metazoa, Chordata, Actinopteri, Clupeiformes, Clupeidae. Gene Ontology annotation, molecular function: glutathione transferase activity.